Symbiodinium natans is the source of this 240-nucleotide messenger RNA. The record is from the annotation of a GenBank genome assembly. Lineage: Eukaryota; Dinophyceae; Suessiales; Symbiodiniaceae.
UGGGCGCAGAAGAACCUGGCUUCCAAGAGCUUGUCCACGUGGCCGGAUUCGGAGGAGGGCUUGCAGAAGAUCAAGGAGCUGUGGCUCUCUACCGCCAAGAAGGACGAGCGCGAGGCGCUGGAGGCGGCGUGGUCGGAGGUGGCGAGGAAUGCCUCCCGGCCGGGGGGCUACUCUUCCAACUGCAGCGACUACGUGGCUUCCACAGGUGUACCAGUGCCGUCCCUGCUGGUCAAUGGCAAG